This is a messenger RNA of Chiloscyllium plagiosum (whitespotted bambooshark), 2130 nucleotides long. The record is from RefSeq and is a predicted model, not a curated record. NCBI's taxonomy places the organism in Eukaryota, Metazoa, Chordata, Chondrichthyes, Orectolobiformes, Hemiscylliidae.
GUAAUUAAGGGACCAAGGUCACUUAUUCAGCAGUCAUCAAUAAAACUUUAAUCUUUAUGGUUUCAGAUAGACACAUGAAGCCAGGUCACUAACGGGAACAACAGGCAUUUGAAGCAGAGUUUUGCACUGGAUGCAUCCUGUAAGGACGCAAGAACUAUUUUUGAGGAAAAUCUUUUGAGUUUCACAAUGGCUAACACUGCCAUGCAAUUAGUAGCUUUGAUCGUAUGCAUAAUCGGCAUGGUUGGGACAUUGUCAGCUACUAUUAUGCCCCACUGGAGGAUCACGGCACACAUUGGAGCAAAUGUCGUAACUGCUAUUGUCUACAUGAAAGGGUUGUGGUGGGAAUGUGCCAUGUUCAGUACUGGUGUUUUCCAAUGCGAUACAUAUAACUCUGUCCUAGAACUGCCGGCAGACCUGCAAACUGCUCGUGCCAUGAUGGUCACCUCAGUUUCUGUCUCAUUACUGGCUAUAACAAUUUCUGUGAUUGGCAUGAAAUGCACAGUAUGUGCCAAGGAUUCUCCAAUAAAAGACAAGAUUGCUGGCACCGGAGGAGUUUUCUUUAUCAUAGCUGGCCUAGCAGGAUUGGUGCCAGUGGCAUGGACAAUGAAUGGAGUGAUACUGAAUUUCAACAAUCCAUUGAUUCCUGGUGACCUCAAGUUUGAGAUCGGUAGGAGAACUGAGCCCUACAGUAGACGACCAAUGUCCUACCAGAAUCCUGCAGCCAACCGCUCUGCACCUGCUCCAUCGGCUGCAUCUGUUCAGUCAAAAGCAGCAAAAUCGGAAUUCAACUCCUACAAUCUGACUGGUUAUGUGUAGAUUCCAUCUGUGUGUUCAGUGGCAUGUUUGGGGCGCAGUGGAAUUACUUCAUACCAUAAUUAUAAAGAUUGUUCUUUAUGACAGAAUAGCACUGUUUGAGGGAAUAAUUUAUGUAAUUCUGUAGUGAAGCUAUAAGUUUAAAUUUCCUUCCAACCAUCUAGAAUACAUCUGAUUGUGUAAAAUUUCACGAAUAAGAUUUUCAAUCUCACUGCUUUUGAUACUGUAAAAGGUAAUUUACUAGGAUCGCAGUAUAAUUGGUUAAUUAGAAUUAAACAAUGUCAUAGUACUUGUUUCUUCCUUCAGAUCUGGCUUUUACAGCAAAAAUAACCUUAGGGGAGGAAUUGCUGAGUAAACAACACUACAACUUGAACAUCUCAGAAUUAUCUUUACUGUCGAUGAAAAGAUUGUCACAGCUUGACUUUAGUGUCAUUUUUCCACAGGAGAAAAUGGAUUUCAGGUUAUCUUUGUGAAGGCAUUUUAUAGCAGAGCUGGGGUUUUAACAGGGGAAGUGGGAAUUCCGGGCACAACUUUUGAGGACUUACUGAAGAGAUCGAAAGAAAAUUCCAGUGUUGCUGGUGUUACUUGGUCACCAAUCUUGGUGACCUUCCUGGAGGUACCCUGUUAAAGAAGCUGUUUGUGGAAGCAUCAUAUACCAAAGAUGAAGUCUAGACCAAAUAUUCAAAUGGCCGAUGGGGGUGACUCACAGAAUUGUCCUACUGGCAACAAUGCUGCAAGAGAUGGAGGUGUCCUUUGAAAAUGUCUGAAACUUUACAAAAUAUUGGUAACCACAGCUGCCAGACGAUCAUUGUAGAGAGUGACAGGGAUAGAUAAAGGCAGACUCACUGGCCCACAAUCACCGGCUAUCAGGAGGCUGACUCCAGGGAUCUGUAGGAAAUUUCCCACAGCCUGGGUCCUAGUACCAUUAAUACUAUCACAGCAGCACCCCAGACUCGUCAUUUGUAGCUUCCUGUGUCUCUGGUGGGUGCAGUCAGAGGUGGAAACACAAUGGGUGAACGACCCAGGUUACUCAGCACAUGCUCCCUCAAACAUGUAUUAUUCCAAAGCCACUUCAGUGUGGAUUGUAGGAUACCGCCCAUUGAGUCCAAUUCACAAUAGUUAUGACAAUAUAUGCAUUUGGAAGUAAAAAGUCAGCAUUGUGUCGUAACAGCACCCGUCAUCCUCAAAGACAGUGAACAGAAUUCAACCCAGUUUACACAGGUUAGGGAAGUUACAGCUUUCUGCUCCACAGGUGAAAGUGAGGGGCAACCCUCAGAGGAUUAUGGGCGUUAGUCCCAAGCCACAGAACACAUUACA